AUGAUUUUAUUUUUAGAUCCUAAAUUAUUAUAGUCAUGAAGAAUGCUUCGAAGCUGUCUGUGUAUCUCGUUCAAUUAAAAAAAGGGAGUGAAGUAUUGGGUUCAUGCAAUGUUUUGAAUUCAAAGCAUAGAUCAUUUCACUGUACUUGUAUUAAGUAUAAUACAACUGACAAAGGACCUAAUAUUUCAAGUACAUAUAAAAAUGCUCAUAAUGAUAAGAACAUAAAUAAAAUGAAUGUAGCUGUUGCUGACCAAUCUUUUAUUAAAGAUGUUGUCUUUGAUUCACCAUCAGAGCAGCCAUUUUAUUAUCGACCUGCUGCAAGCACCAUAGAUUACAACGUUGUGUAUACAAAAAACACUUUUAUAUCAGCUUCACGAGCUUUAAGCGACUACUUGUUAACUCCUGAGGAUUUAGAAGGAAUGAGAAAAACGUUUGUUCGUACUGCUUACAAUGACAGUAAUGAACCCCCAGAUUAUUGUUAUUUGAAACUAGAUGUCGAGAAAAGAGCCCUGGAAAGAUGGGGUAGUAUGGAAGCUUUACGGAGAGAAUGCGGACGAAGAAGAGAAGCAUUGGAGGCUGGUGAAAGGUAUAGAAAAGGUUUAAGUUCCUUAAUUGGACAUCUAAAAAAGACUGUUAAGGAUCAAACAAAAAAAGAAGAGGAAAAUAAACUUUUUGGUUCUCGCGCGCAACGAGAGCUAAUGGUUAAAGGAUCUGCUAAAGUUGUACUUUAUGCUAUUGCUUCAAACUUGACUGUUACGUUUAUUAAAUUUGGUGCAUAUUUUUACACUGGCUCAGCAUCAAUGCUGUCAGAAGCAAUUCAUUCAUUGGCUGAUGCGGCAAAUCAAAUGUUGCUAGGUGUUGGCAUUUGGCAAUCGAUUAAGAAACCAUCUCCAGACCAUCCUUAUGGUUGGUCCAAGUCUCGAUAUAUCUACUCCCUUAUUAGUGGUUGUGGAAUAUUUUUUCUGGGAUGUGGAUUUUCUGUGUACCAUGGUAUAUCUGAACUUUUUACACCAACAAACUUGGAAUCAUUAUACACUGCUUAUGGUGUAUUAGGUAUCUCUUUUGCAGUUGAAAGCUUGACCAUGGGACUAGCAUUGAAACAAGUUAUUAAAAGUGCUAAUGAAAGUGGAGUUUCCCUUAGUGAGUAUGUUACAAGAGGACGUGACCCUAAUGCAGUAGCAGUGUUAUUAGAAGAUAGUGCUGCACUGAUUGGAAUUAUUAUUGCCGCAACUUCAAUCGGAUUGACAAAUUAUACUGGAAAUGCAAUUUUUGAUGCUGUAGGAUCUAUUUCGAUAGGAGCUCUUUUAGGAAUUGUUGCAGUGUUCUUAAUACAAAGAAAUGCUGACUCGUUAGUAGGACGAUCAAUUCAUCCUGAUCGAUUGAGGCAAAUCAUUAAUGUUUUGGAAAAUGACAUUAUGAUUCGAUCUCUUCAUGAUGUAAAAGCAACAGACAUGGGGGCAGAUACAGUACGAUUUAAAGCUGAAGUCAAUUUUGAUGGGAGAGAACUUACUCGUGUCCAUUUAAAUCGCUUAGACAUGGAUGUUGUGUUACAAGAAAUGAGAAAAAUUAAUACACCAGAACAUGUUGAACAGUUUAUGUUAGAACAUGGGGAGCAAAUUAUUGAUGUUCUUGGCUCUCAAGUUGAUCGAAUAGAACGAAAUUUAAAAAAACAUUCACCUGAAGUAAGACAUGUUGAUUUGGAGAUAUUGUAGCCAUAUUACUCAAUUUGAAAUAGUAAUGUUUUUUGUUGCACAGUGUUUUUGUUGACGUAGAUUAUUUUAAAUCAAUUUAAGUCCUUGUUUUCUCUAAAAAAAUUUAAAAAAUUAACAGACCCUCUUUCAAUAAACAAACUGUUUUUUUGUCUCAAGAAUAAGUCAGUCCACAUUACCAAUAUUGAUGUCUUUAAUAGUCUUUUUACUAGAGGCAAACAAUAAAAAAUGAUUGUGGAACUGUAAGCCACAUUUUCCUUGAUUUUUUUUAUUAAAGGGAAACUAAGGUCAAAAAAAAAUGUUGUUAAAAAAAAAUUAAGAACGUUGUAUAACAUCUAAAUAAACCAUUGAAAAAAAAUUAACUCUUAAUUUUCAUUAUUUAGGCUGUUUUAGCCCAUUAAAGUUCUAAGGUUUUCUGAAAUUAACCGUGUACUCCAUUCACGGUUCCUCGUGAACCAUACAGAAUUAUGACGUAUGAGCCGCGAGACUCAAAAUCACUUAGACAUGGAUAGCAGCGAAGAAAGUAGUUGUGCUAGUGAACAUAGCGAAGUAUAUAGUUCUGAAACAGAUACAAGUAUUUGCAAAGGGUGUUAUGAUAACGAACCUGAAUAUACUGAAAGUCAGUUGAAAAACAUUUGUUCAUCAAAAACUGCGAAUGAUAUUUCAGACGACGACGAAGAUGAGGAUUUAGACUCAAGCAGGUUAGAAAACUUACAUUGGUGUAAGUGUAAAAAAUGUGAUAUACACGAGUUAAUGACUGUUGAAGAAUGCAAGUGUUGUUUGGAGUUUACAACUUUACUGGGAGAAAAGCUGGAAGAGAAUACAUGUAUUACCUUGCAUAAAGAUUUUAAUAUUCUUUGUUUAAAUCGCACCGUAUUAGAGACAGCAAGCAUUAGACAUCGCAGAUAUCAAAAUAAUUUCAAGGAUAUAAAAUCUUUUCAAAACAA
Hydractinia symbiolongicarpus is the source of this 2656-nucleotide messenger RNA. RefSeq names its product proton-coupled zinc antiporter SLC30A9, mitochondrial-like. Gene Ontology annotation, molecular function: monoatomic cation transmembrane transporter activity. Gene Ontology annotation, cellular component: membrane. The record is from RefSeq and is a predicted model, not a curated record. NCBI's taxonomy places the organism in Eukaryota, Metazoa, Cnidaria, Hydrozoa, Anthoathecata, Hydractiniidae. Gene Ontology annotation, biological process: zinc ion transport; transmembrane transport. The coding region runs from base 36 to 1712 and encodes 558 amino acids. The transcript has a single exon.